Trypanosoma grayi is the source of this 846-nucleotide messenger RNA. RefSeq lists its product as hypothetical. Bases 1 to 846 code for a protein of 281 amino acids. The transcript has a single exon. The record is from RefSeq and is a predicted model, not a curated record. NCBI's taxonomy places the organism in Eukaryota, Euglenozoa, Kinetoplastea, Trypanosomatida, Trypanosomatidae.
AUGGGGCCGAAGAAGGGCAUGAAGAAGGCGGAAGAGGCGGCACUCGCCGUGGAGGACCCGCUCCUCCUCGAGGCGGGCACCACCGCUGCGGGGUGGACAGAGCGUGGGGCUUCGAACACUAAGAAGAUCGUGGCCGUGCAGCAGGUGCUCGGCACGCUGUCGGCGCAGGUGGAGGAGUGUAGCAAGAAACUGGCCGGUAUCUACGAGGACGCCAACCUCCUCUCCUCGCUCCGCAUUCUGGACUACCGGCAGAAGAUGAACCCAACACCGCCCACACUGCCCACCAAGAAGCAGCGGUCGAAGCGCGACAGCUCCGCGAAGGUAGCAGGUCCACCUGUCGAUGAGAACAGCACCGAGGCGCUGGUGGCCGCGAUGGAUGAGAAGAAGCGCAUCAGGGUCACCACAGCCCUUGUAAAUCUCUUCAAGCGCAACAACGACAACCUUCCAUCACCAACACCACAGCAACAGCCGCCGCAGCAGUCAGCAAGGGUUGCCGCUGCGGUGGUCACGGUGUCGCCGCCGCCUCCGCCGAGCGGAACGCCACUGUUAUCCGAAGCUGCUGGAAGGCAGCACUUCGCACCGAGCCUCGUGUCGUCGGAGGCGCUUAGCAUGACGCUCAGCACCGAUCCGCGGCGGCCGAAGGACGUGCCGCCGGAGCUCUGGGAGGAGGUAUCGAAGCUGCGAUGCGCACGUGUAGUGACGGAGGAGCGCCUCGCAACGCUGACGAAGGCCAUUGAAACUCAGGUCGCGCGGUUUGAUUUGCUCAUGCUGAACCACAGCAUCGCGGCAUACGCGACAGAUGCGAUGGAGCACACAAUGCAGUUGCUGCGGCAGAAAAAGAGCUGA